Drosophila ananassae is the source of this 2832-nucleotide messenger RNA. RefSeq lists its product as uncharacterized. The transcript is spliced from 4 exons. The record is from RefSeq and is a predicted model, not a curated record. Gene Ontology annotation, molecular function: nucleic acid binding. Bases 1 to 2832 code for a protein of 943 amino acids. Lineage: Eukaryota; Metazoa; Arthropoda; Insecta; Diptera; Drosophilidae.
AUGCUUGGACCCAGUGAUCACGCCCAGAGUAUUGGAUGGGGUGAGGCCGAGCAAAAGAUUUUGGGAAUGCGGUGGCAGCCAGCCACGGACGACUUCAGGUUUCGAGUGAAGUACCACAAAGUCGCCCCCGUCGUGUCCGAUGGGAAGAGAAUUGCCACAAAAAAGGAAUUCUUGAGUAUGGUCAUGUCAACGUUUGACCCCUUGGGAUUCCUGUGUUGUCUAAUGAUAACAGCGAAGUUGUUGUUGCGAGAGGUCUGGAGAAGGAAGAUCUCAUGGGAUGAACCACUACCGGCUGAGAUGUACAACGCCUUUAUGGAUUGGCAAAAAGAGAUGGAGAAAGUGGAACGUUUUCGGUGCCCACGUCACUACUUUGGAUCCGGGCUGGUGAAGACUGUCGAGAUGCACGUAUUUGUGGAUGCGAGUCAGUCGGCAUUCGCAUCAGUGGUCUACUGGAGGAUCACGUACGAGGACGGCGACGUGCAAGUGAGGUUCGUGUGCGCAAAGACGAAGUGUGCACCGAUGCGAACGAUGACGAUUCCACGGUUGGAGCUGCAGGCAGCAGUUCUAGGAACGAGGUUGAUGGACACAGUCAAACAGGACCAUAGUGUGGCCAUUGCAGAGACUGUGCUAUGGACGGAUUCGAAGACAGUGCUGCGUUGGAUUGGCAGCACACACCGGCGCUACAAGCAGUUCGUAGGGAACAGAGUAGCCGAGAUUCUGGAGUCGACGAAGGUGGCUCAAUGGAGAUGGCUACCAUCCGCCGACAACGUGGCAGAUGAUGCAACUCGAGCGCAACGCAGCGUGGACCUAAGCGAGGAGUCACGCUGGUUAAGAGGACCGGCAUUCCUGAGGAGACCAGCGGGCAGCUGGCCAGGAACUGCACCCACCGACGAAGCGGAUGCAGUAGACGAAGAGGAGAUGCCGGGUGAGUUCGUGCUUGUUGGCGCGAGUGACCCGUUUAUAUCGCUGGAGAGAUUCUCAAGCUACAGGCGAUUGCUGAGGACUACGGCCUGGGUCCUAAGGUUCAUACGUCGAUGCCGUGGACAACGAGACGAGCUGGAGAACUACGGCCUCAAUGUAGCUGAGUGUGAAGCAGCUGAGGACUUGUUAUUCCGUAGAGCACAACGUGAGGCAUUCCCCGAUGAGGUGCAGGCCGCAGAGAAGGACUUGGACGUUGCUAAAGGAAGCGACAUAUGUGGACUGGCGCCAUACCUAGAUGGCAAUGGAAUCCUGCGAGCGUAUGGCAGGAUCGAUGCGGCGCUAUGUAUACCUUACAGCGCCAGGAGGCCAGUGAUCCUCUCCCACCGGCAUGGUCUCACGGAGAUGAUUGUGCGCGACGCCCAUGUGAGGAUGAAGCAUCAAAACGUGGAUGCUACGAUGGCGGAGAUCCGGACCAGGUUCUGGAUUACGAGACUGCGGAGAGUGCUUCGUAAUGUGAUCUCGGGAUGCAGCGAGUGUAAGCUGCACAGAGCACGGCCGAUGCCGCCGAUUAUGGGACCCCUGCCAGAUGAUCGUUUGGACGCCUAUGGCUGGCCGUUUAAGAGCACAGGCCUCGACUACUUUGGGCCGCUGCUCGGCACCAAGAGAAACGGGCCUGUACAUAGACUGCGCAGCGACAAUGGCAGGAACUUCGUUGGAGCAGACAGAGAGGCCAAGAGAUUUGCGGAGAUCUUCGAACCCGAGAGGAUCCAGUCGGAGCUGUCAAGCAAGGGAAUUGAGUGGAUCUUCAACUGCCCAGCGAACCCAUCAGAGGGUGGAGUCUGGGAGCGAAUGGUGCAGUGCGUGAAGAGGGUGCUACGCCACACAGUGAAGGAAGUGGCGCCGAAGGAGCACGUCCUGGAGAGUUUCCUGAUAGAGGCGGAGAAUGUCGACCAGGAAGCCCCUCUCACGCCCAACGAUCUCCUCAAAGGAGCAGCUUGCCCACCGGAUACCCCCGGCCUGGAUGGAGGCAUCGUCAAGGAAGGAGCUACGCGGAAGCAGUGGCGCGUGGCAAGGAUGUUGAGAGACCGAUUCUGGAGGAGGUGGGUCUUGGAGUACCUACCCACGCUGACACGGAGAGAGAAGUGGUGCCGCAGAGAGAAGCCAAUUCAACGAGGAGACAUUGUCUUCGUUUGCGAUCCAGCCAUUCCGCGUCGAGACUGGCGGAAACGCGUCGUGGAGGAGACCUUUGCUGGAACGGAUGGUGAGGUCAGACGAGCCCGCGUUAGGAUCAUGGAUGGAGAUCGGACCCGCUGGAUAAUGCGCCCCGCUUCAAAGUUGGCGGCUUUGGAUUUGAGUGAAGAAGUUCUUCACGGAGUUAGAGAGUUGCCGGAACACGCUGGAGUGUGGGACAUCGACCAGAGUUACAUUGGAAUCGCAGUCAGACGACUAGCGAUAUUGGUGACUGGCGUUAGUGGCAUUUGGCUCCCACUUGUAUGGACGCCGCAACUGGAUGGCAGCGCAUUGGUCUCGCAACCAAGUGCAGGGGCGUCGAAAGAUGGCGGCCGAGGCAGUGAUGCCAAGUGUUUCUCGUGCGCCGUCAGGGAGACUGCCAUGUUGGAGCAGAUCUCAAACGGUACCGUGCACAGUUUCGCCGAGCUCUACCACGGCACCACGGUUCCAGCGCAUGGUUUCGGGCUACUUAAUAAGGUGGCCACCGAAACAUCUGUACGAGCGCCAUCUACUGGGGACGGUGCUUGGGCGAUGACUGUUAGAGGAACCAAAAACUGGGCGCUACAAAAGCUUCCCGAGCUGCCUACGUUCGGAGGAAAGCCAGAGGAUUGGCCCAUCUUCUAUUGCGAGUUUACGGAAACGACGCAAGCGUAUAGUUGUACGGACUUGGAGAACAACUAA